GUAAAUCAUCCUAUAAAUGGAAAUUUUCAUUAUCAUAAUAACAUUGAGUCAGUUUACGCGUGGCAUUGGAGCGAAUGAGGUGUGUUAUCCGUGUUAAUAAUGUGGAAAUAACGAGACGAAAUCGUUCAUUCAGUUCAUUCUGGAUUGCAUUUUAGACUGAUCCAGUUAAGCGAGUCGAGAUGGACUUGUUCAAGUAUUUCGUCGUAUGCUGCUAUUUUCUCGGCAGGGGCUUUGAUUAUGUACAUACAGCUUGCACACUAUGUUUAAAUACGGAUUUUGGGACUCCAUCACCUGUAUAUCUCCAAAAUGGCGAAUUCCUAGUCCCUAACAAGACCAGUAGCGACAUCUAUUUAAAAAGGUCUGAAACUUUAUUGAUCGCUUGCCCGGGUGACAAGAGGCAUGUGGUUUUGGCCAAUAAUAGCGCGCAUUCAAAUGUUGUGGAAGCCCACUGCAUAAAUAAUGACACGUUUCGCGUAGACAGAUGGAUAGGACAUUUUAAGGAUAUCAGGUGUAACAACCAACCAUGGUUCACGACUGAGGAAACUGGAGAGAGCUGUUACCAGGGCGGCAGGGUGUAUAGGGUCGGCUACCAGAUACAGAAAAGGUUCCACACCCUCUACGAAGCGUGUUUCGACCAAGCCAACGCACACACCCACUAUGUAAAACACCACUUAUCACCUGGAGCCAUGAUUACACAAAACGGAACGAGGCCACAAUUCAUAGAAGGGAAUCUCUUCGGAAAAGUACGCAUGGCAGAGUUGUAUAAAGUGAAGAAUCAAAAGGAGCAACUCGACGACAUCUUAGGCAGCGGGAUGGCAGAUAAUUAUCUCACGAAGAAAGAAUUUUUAACUCGUGGUCACCUCGCCGCGCGCGCCGACUUCAAUUUACGAGCGGAGCAGAGAGCAUCAUUCCACUACAUCAACACGGCUCCACAGUGGUUCAGGGGAAACGCUGGUGAUUGGGCUGCCCUGGAGGAUGCAGUCCGUCGCCGCGUCGAUGCCCAAGAUAGCGGACUAUUGAUAUACACGGGGACACAUGGCGUGCUGACACUUUUAGAUUCAGGAGGCAACUUUAGGGACAUCUACCUUACUGCUGACGAGAAUAAUAACCCUAUUGUGCCGGUGCCGAUGUACUAUUACAAGUUGGUAUACGACCCGAAGAAAAGGACAGCUGCAGCGUUCGUCUCUAUAAACUCUUCAUUCUUCAACAAGACCAUAACGACUCGUCUAACCUUCUGUGAUGCUGAAUGCAGUCGACAUAAUUGGCUGAAGUGGAGGUCCAACGACGGCACUUUUAGUUUUUGCUGCGAUUACGAUGAUUUUGUUGACAAAAUUUCUUAUUUACCCAAAUUGGAUGUUAGAGGAAUAUUUUAUUGAAUACCUACUUUUUUAAAAAUACGUAUUAAGUUAUACGAAUAUAUUUUGUUUACAUUGUUA
Messenger RNA from Plodia interpunctella (Indianmeal moth), 1436 nucleotides. RefSeq lists its product as uncharacterized. Gene Ontology annotation, molecular function: metal ion binding; nucleic acid binding; RNA endonuclease activity. Gene Ontology annotation, cellular component: nucleus; mitochondrial inner membrane. The record is from RefSeq and is a predicted model, not a curated record. Lineage: Eukaryota; Metazoa; Arthropoda; Insecta; Lepidoptera; Pyralidae. The coding region runs from base 180 to 1376 and encodes 398 amino acids. Gene Ontology annotation, biological process: apoptotic DNA fragmentation. The transcript is spliced from 9 exons.